CUCAGGUUGUCACAAAAUCAAUUAUAUUUUAUCUAUUUUUAAAUAUAAUAUCUUAUAAACCUGUUUCUAGGGAUAGACAGUUACAAUACUGACCAGUGUAAAUAGUUUUCUUCAUACCUGAGUGAACACUUACCUGUAUUAGUUAGUUGGCCAAUGUGUUAAAAAUGUACUGUUAUCUAUAGUUCAUAUAGGUUUACACUCAGUCAGUUUUGCUCAGUUUUAUGAAGAAUUAUGAUGUUAGAGCUUGGCAGAAUUCAUUAUUUAAAUUUAAUGAAAAUGGUGUUCAUUUUAUAAAGCCAUUUUAAUGACAAGCUUUAUUUAACAGUGACUGUCUACCUAGAUAUCAGGGUAAGUGAAAUAUUUAAUUAUUUGCAAAUUGUAAAUGUUUUUCAUUGAUUUCCUUUGUACAUGGAAAAUUAUUUGAUAAAAGUAAAGUUGUUAUAUUGAAUAAGUUGAAUAAGUUUAAUUGUAAAUAUGGGUUUAUUUUCAUAUACUUUUCUUUCAUACAUUUGUAUUACUACUCAAAUUUAAUGUGUGUAAAAUAUUUAGUAAGAAAAUGUCUUAAUUGAUAGGUCAUGGUGUUGAAGGACGUAUCAAUGUCAAAAGCAUGCAUGGUGCUAUGGUUUAUUAGCGUGAAGUACCAGCAACUGAAUACCACACAGUAUUUUGUAUUAUGCUGAGAGUGGAUCAACAUUAAUUGUAUCGUCUACGCAGAAUCGUAACCUUUUAUUUUGCUGUUCUACAUUGACCUUUGUUGGUCGGAGGUGACAUUUUGUUAUUACAAUAAUUGACCUUUAUAGGUCGGAGGUAACAUUUAUUAUUAUGACCUUACAUGGUCGGUGUGAUUGACUUUCAAAGUUAGUGUGAAUAUUGACCUUUUUAAGGUCGGAGCAGUUGAUAACUUCGUGUGGCAUUUUAUAUAUUAUUUUGGACGGCAAAAUAAACUGUUAAGUGGAAACAACGAUAUUAGAGACAAUUUAUGUGUUUUUGAUAUAUUCUUCUAAGAAUAUUCUCCAGUGACAAUACUAAAAUUCUUUUAACUAUUUAAGUGAACUUAGGAUUUCAUAACUAUCAAACAAGUACUUUAAUAUUUGAUAAAAUUAUAUAAUUUUUGUAAAUGUACUGAAUUCAAUUGUAUAAAUAAAUGUGUAUGUAAAUGUAAAAGGUCUUUUUUGUAAAAUAGUUAUUUUGAUGUUAGUUCUACCCACUCUGGUCAUCUCUGACUUGUGACAUUUGGUGUCAGAAGUGGGAUAAGUAGUUCUCCAUGAAAGUAACUAUUAAUAAAAAAAAAAUAUUGUGUUUUAUUUUAGAAAUUAUGGUCAUUCUUUUCAGGUAUUGGUUGUAAUCUAUGAACAAAGGAAGUGAUUGGAGUUGUGUUAUUUUACAGUCGGACCCUGAUGUCUAGAGUUCAGUCACUGUUCUGUGUGUAGUAAGUACAGGUACUAAUAAAGGUAGGAGGUUAGAAUUCUGCCAGGUUCAUCUAGUUUUGAAAAUUGGUUUUACACUUCACCUAGAUUUAAAUUGUGUUGAUAAGUGGAACAGGUAUAUACAUGUUAUAAAUACUUGUGGUUUCUGUGUGGCUGUACAAAUCUAUGAAAUGGUAUUUUAUGAUAUAUUUUCAAUGAGCGAAACAUUAGCAAAGGGAUAUCUUAUUUCUUAUUGACAAUUAGUCAAUGUAUAUAUUGUAUAUAUGUUAUAGUGUUUUUAUAAUCAUGGAAUCUUUAAAAGCAAUAACAGAAUUAGGUCGACAGAUGGGGUAUGAUGGGGAGGAGCUUAGAGCAUUUGUGAAGGAUCAACAAGACAGACAGCGAGAGGAAAGGAAAGAGAAACGUGAUAUCGUUCAAAGGGAACAACAGGUAGAGCGUGAAAGACAAGAGUAUGAAGUGAAGAUGGCUCAGAUUAAGUAUGAGACUGAUAAAGUAUCUCAAGAGGUAGACAUGAAGGUAUCAGACAGACACAAAAGCAGUGUACAUUUCGAUGAGAAAGUAGAACAAAGUAAGUCAAGAUCAAGAUCACCUACACCAGAUUGUAAGGAUGUUAAGGUUUGUAAUGCUUUUAUGCCGUUUACUGAUAGUGUUUCUUAUACUUCACCAGGAUCUAGCACAACAUUAAGUUCAGCUUGUGAUGUAUCAACAUCGCCUAUUUCAAUGCCAACUUCUCAUGGAAUCAUAGGUAAUGAAAUUGUGACUGUUUUAAGAGAUACUGGCUGUAGUGGUGUUGUCGUACGAAGGAGUUGCAUCCAGAAAAACCAAAUUACUGAUAGGAAACAGGUUUGUGUUUUAGCUGAUGGUACAAAGAUAGAGGUGCCGAUUGCAUGUAUAUAUAUAGACACGCCAUAUUUUUCAGGUGAAGUAGAAGCGUGGUGUAUGGAAAAUCCAAUUUAUGACUUGAUAAUUGGUAAUAUUUCAAGUGCUCGAAAUCCUGAAUCUCCAGACCCAAAUUGGAAACUUCAAGUAAGUGCUGUUCAGACAAGAAAGCAAUCACGUGAAAAGGGUAAUGUUGAGUAUCGGAAGAUGUUAGUUCCUGAUGUUGUAAAGGAUAGUGUGAGUCCUGAUGAUAUACAAAGAGAGCAGCAAAUUGAUUCUUCUUUAGCUAAGAUAAAGCGGCUCAUUUUAGAAGGGAAACAAAAUGGUAACACAUACUUUUACAUGAAAGGGUCAUUAAUAUUUAGAAAGUUUCAGUCACCAAGUGUGGAAAAAGGUAAGGUGUUUAAUCAAUUAGUUGUGCCUGAAAAGUUCCGUAAUACAGUUAUGAGGUUGGCGCAUGAAUCAGUUUUGUCCGGCCAUUUGGCAACAAGAAGAACUCUUGCAAAGGUUUUGUCUGAAUUUUACUGGCCUGGAGUGUCAUCUGAUGUGAAACGGUUUUGUCAGUCAUGCGAUAUAUGUCAGCGCACAGUAUCAAAAGGUAAAGUUGUCAGAGCUCCUCUUGGACAAAUGCCUUUAAUAGAUGUCCCAUUUAAACGGGUGGCAAUAGAUUUGGUUGGCCCUUUACAACCACGUUCAGAUAAAGGUAACAGAUAUAUUUUAACCUUGAUUGAUUACGCCACGAGAUAUGCAGAGGCUGCUGCAUUGCCGUCAAUUGAAACAGAGCGUGUUGCAGAAGCUUUGUUAGACAUGUUUUGCAGAAUAGGUGUACCAGAAGAGAUUCUUUCUGACAUGGGAACACAGUUUACAUCGGACAUGAUGAAAGAAGUAAGUAGACUUUUAUCUUUCAGGCAGUUGACAACAACACCAUAUCACCCAAUCUGUAAUGGAUUGUGUGAGAAAAUGAACGGGACAAUCAAGAUGAUGUUGAGAAGAUUAUGUGCUGAACGUCCGAAGGACUGGGAUAAGUACCUUAACCCCUUGUUGUUUGCAUAUCGGGAUUCUCCUCAGGAGAGUUUGGGUUUCACACCGUUUGAAUUAAUAUACGGUAGAUCAGUCCGUGGUCCUAUGACUAUUCUCAAAGAGUUAUGGACAAAAGAUAUUCCUGAUUCUGAGGUAAAGACUACAUAUCAGUACGUAUUAGAUCUUCAGCAAAGGCUAGAAGAAACAUGUAAAUUAGCACAGAAAAACUUGGCAGUUUCAUCUCAUAGGUACAGACAGAUAUAUAACAAAAGGUCAAGGGUGAAAAAUUUGAAAUCUGGUGAAAAAGUAUUGGUGUUGUUACCAACAGAUAACAACAAAUUAUUGAUGCAAUGGAAAGGUCCGUAUACUAUUGUAGAGAAGGUAGGUACUUUAGAUUAUAAAGUGCAAGUUCAUGAUAAAGUAAAAAUCUUCCAUGCAAAUAUGUUAAAGAAGUACUAUGUUCGUUCUAGUGUCAGUGUUAAAGAUGUCGCUACUGUAAAUGUAGCAGUUGUAGAUGAAAACUGUGACUCAGAAAUCGAUCCUGAUGUAGAUGGAUAUUUUGAAAUAGAUACUCCAUCGUUGGUGCCUACUGAAUCAUUUAAAGAUUGUAAAAUAUCUCAUAACCUUAAUCCUGAGCAGGUAAAUGAGUUGAAUGAAAUUCUAAAAGAAUAUUCUGAUGUUUUGUCUGACAAACCAGGUUUUACAAAUCUAGCAAAGCAUGACAUCAAAUUGACCACUGAUGAACCAAUAAGAGCCAAAGCAUACCCAGUACCUUUUGCUACAAGGCAGACUGUCAUUGAAGAGGUGAAACGAAUGCUUCAGUUAGGAGUUAUAGAACCAUCUGAAAGUGAGUAUUGUAGUAAUGUUGUGAUUGUUAAAAAACGUGAUAACACAAAUAGGUUUUGUAUAGAUUUUCGUCCUCUAAACCGUGUUACUGUAUUUGAUUGCGAGCCGAUUCCGAACCCAGAAGAAAUCUUUGUUAAGCUGUCAAAAUCAAAAUACAUUUCCAGACUUGACUUAACCAAAGGGUAUUGGCAAUUACCUCUCACAGAUUCUGCGAAGGCUUGUACAGCUUUCCGUACUCCAAUUGGAUUGUUUCAGUUUAGAACUAUGCCGUUCGGAUUAGUUUGUGCUAGUGCAAGUUUUAGUAGGCUGAUGCGCAAACUUCUAGAUGGAAUAUCAGAAGUAGAAAAUUUCAUUGAUGACAUUUUCCUGUACACUGAGACUUUUUCUCAUCAUUUACAAGUGUUGAAAGACUUGUUAGAGAGAUUAAGACAAGCUAAUUUGACGGUGAAACCAAGUAAGUGUUGUUUUGGUUAUCAAAGUACAGAAUGUCUUGGUCAUAUUAUUGGGAAAGGUUGUUUGGAACCGUUACCUGAUAAGCUUGAAGCUAUAAGAGAUGCCAAGAUACCAACUACAAAGAAACAGGUUCGAUCAUUUUUGGGUUUAGUUGGUUUUUAUAUGAGAUUUGUUCCUAACUUUGCUACAAUUGCUUCUCCGCUUACAGAUCUCACCAAAAAAGGGCAACCGAACAGAAUCAUAUGGGGAGAGUCACAACAAAAGGCGUUUGAGUCUUUGAAAAGGGCUCUAUGUUCAUUUCCAAUUUUAAAAUUGCCUGAUCUUGAUGCUAUGUUUAUUUUGCAGACAGACAGUAGUGAUAUUGGUAUAGGAGCAAUUUUGUUACAGGAAGAAAUAUGGUAUUAAGAAACCAUUAGCCUAUGCCAGUAGGAAGCUUAAGAAAGCAGAACUUAAUUAUGCAACAAUUGAGAAAGAAUGUUUGGCCCUUGUCUGGGGUGUUUUAAAGUUUCAAAAGUAUCUCUAUGGUAAAGAGUUUCUGCUCGAAACUGAUCAUCGUCCGUUAGUUUAUUUGAGGAGUAGUAAAGUGACCAACACCAAAAUUAAUGCGUUGGGCUUUACUGUUACAGCCAUACAGAUUCCGUAUUGUAGCUAUAAGGGGUAAAGAUAAUGUGGGUGCUGAUUGUUUGUCACGUCUUUAGAAAGUAUAUACGUACUGUGUUAAGUAUUUUUGAUUUUGUGUUUUGAACAGUGUGAACACUGCUUAACAAGGGGGAUAUGUCACAAAAUCAAUUAUAUUUUAUCUAUUUUUAAAUAUAAUAUCUUAUAAACCUGUUUCUAGGGAUAGACAGUUACAAUACUGACCAGUGUAAAUAGUUUUCUUCAUACCUGAGUGAACACUUACCUGUAUUAGUUAGUUGGCCAAUGUGUUAAAAAUGUACUGUUAUCUAUAGUUCAUAUAGGUUUACACUCAGUCAGUUUUGCUCAGUUUUAUGAAGAAUUAUGAUGUUAGAGCUUGGCAGAAUUCAUUAUUUAAAUUUAAUGAAAAUGGUGUUCAUUUUAUAAAGCCAUUCUAAUGACAAGCUUUAUUUAACAGUGACUGUCUACCUAGAUAUCAGGGUCAUGGUGUUGAAGGACGUGUCAAUGUCAAAAGCAUGCAUGGUGCUAUGGUUUAUUAGCGUGAAGUACCAGCAACUGAAUACCACACAGUAUUUUGUAUUAUGCUGAGAGUGGAUCAACAUUAAUUGUAUCGUCUACGCAGAAUCGUAACCUUUUAUUUUGCUGUUCUACAUUGACCUUUGUUGGUCGGAGGUGACAUUUUGUUAUUACAAUAAUUGACCUUUAUAGGUCGGAGGUAACAUUUAUUAUUAUGACCUUACAUGGUCGGUGUGAUUGACUUUCAAAAUUAGUGUGAAUAUUGACCUUUUUAAGGUCGGAGCAGUUGAUAACUUCGUGUGGCAUUUUAUAUAGUGUUUUGGACGGCAAAAUAAAUUGUUAAGUGGAAACAACGAUAUUAGAGACAAUUUAUGUGUUUUGAUAUAUUUUUCUAAGAAUAUUCUCCAGUGACAAUACUUAAAUUCUUUUAACUACUUAAGUGAACUUAGAAUUUCAUAACUAUCAAACAAGUACUUUAAUAUUUGAUAAAAUUAUGUAAUUUUAGUAAAUGUAUUGAAUUUUAUUGUAUAAAUAAAUGUGUAUAUAAAUGUAAAA
This is a messenger RNA of Ruditapes philippinarum (Manila clam), 6332 nucleotides long. RefSeq lists its product as uncharacterized. The record is from RefSeq and is a predicted model, not a curated record. Gene Ontology annotation, molecular function: nucleic acid binding. The coding region runs from base 1674 to 5030 and encodes 1118 amino acids. The transcript has 2 exons. Gene Ontology annotation, biological process: DNA integration. Lineage: Eukaryota; Metazoa; Mollusca; Bivalvia; Venerida; Veneridae.